Messenger RNA from Wyeomyia smithii (pitcher-plant mosquito), 5978 nucleotides. It is a transcript of the gene Ptp52F, whose product is annotated as phosphatidylinositol phosphatase PTPRQ. Gene Ontology annotation, biological process: protein dephosphorylation. Gene Ontology annotation, molecular function: protein binding; protein tyrosine phosphatase activity. The record is from RefSeq and is a predicted model, not a curated record. Lineage: Eukaryota; Metazoa; Arthropoda; Insecta; Diptera; Culicidae. The transcript is spliced from 13 exons. The coding region runs from base 391 to 5712 and encodes 1773 amino acids.
AGAUAAACCGCCCAGACGUACUUUCCUCAGUCUAGUGGCAACCGCGCAAGGGAAAAGUCGUUUCGAACCAUUGAAAGCCAAUUGUCGGACGGUCGUUUUCGAAGGAAGUGAUAAGAGCUCAAAUACACUUGGAGGAGGAGUAAUAACAAAAAGAAUUAAAACUUGUCGUACAUGGACCAAUGAUUGAUUGUUUAGUGUUCCGGAGCAGUUGUGACAUAAAUGAUUCAUAAACAAAAGCGCGAAAUCGUUUGCUGAUGGUUGAUUCGGUGGCUACAGAUUUUGCAAACCGCCGGUUAUUUACUUUGGACCGAAACCUUUCUGAUAGCAGGCGGAAAUGAAGAGCGUGCAGCAACUCAUCUUGGAUAGAAUUGUUAGAGUAACGUAAUAGUAAUGCGUUCUGUUGAAAGAAGAAAGUUACGUUUAUUGAUAUUAGUAGCAAUUUUAAAACUAGUGACAGCCGAGAAAACGGAAAAUGUUACAGAAAGUCCUUCGACUGUCUCAGCAAUGUCGCUUGUUGGAACUGCUGCGUAUGUCGAGGAGACAACCCGUUCCGGGAUAAACACUGACAAUCCUUGCCUGACAGGAACAGUAGAAAACUUGAACACGCAACUAGUGUCCAAGUAUUCCAUUCAGUUGAGUUGGACAUUGCCAGACGCUGUUCGGCCAUGUGUCCAAUACAUUCAAAUUGGCAGUUCUACUUGGACUGUCAACAUCAGCAAGGAGUUGACUGUUUACACCUUUGACGAUCUCAAACAGUGCGAACCAUUCCAGCUGGAUGUACGAAUCGUAUCCGUGGAUGGGACGGUUGGUCCUCCAAAGGUAGCUGAGGUUGCCGAAGUCAUGAGUAUAAGUGUUACCUAUGUAUCCACUUCGGAAGCGGAGAUCGGUUGGAAUUUUCUGUCGGAAGCGGUGCAGUGUUUACAGAAUGUCACCGUCGUUGGUGAGCAGUUUGAACAAACAGUGAAGUUUAAUGAAACUGUGAUUAUUUCUGAACUAAAGGUGUGUCAUAGUUAUCAUUUUAAUGUGACGGUUAGUUUCACGAAUGGUAGAUCCUACGCGCAAUCUGUUGUAGUAGAUAACCGUGAUCAGUUACAAAUUGAGAUGUCGAUUCAAUCAGAUCGUGUUGGCUGGACAUAUCCACAAGAAGCAUUGGGUUGUUUAAAAAGUUUUUUUAUUAGGCAGAUGAUACCGUUGAAACGAAUGAUAUCUGAAAACAGCUACGUAUUGACAAACGAAAGUACUACUGGAUUAUUUUCGUAUCAGCUAAUCGAUCCGGCCGAAGUUUGUGUGGCUCGGGUGAUAACUAUAAUUCCUCAACGUGAAGCAGGAUCCGUCAGUGGGAGGCGAUCUACGAAAACUUUCGCACCUGCAGAAAUCGAACAGUUGAAGUUCGAAGAUGUGUCGGUCGAAACUGUGCCCGGAAGAAAAGUGCUACUGUCUUGGAAGAAACCCACUUUGUAUGGUGAAUGUGUUAAGGAAUACAGAGUAUCUUUUCUGAACCAGUCAGUUACAGUGCCAGCCCAAGAAAGCAGUGUGAUAAUCAGUGGAUUGGAUGCGUGUCGAACUUAUUGGCCCAUUCUCGAGCUGUUCGAUGUAGAAGGGGGGAUUAGGUCAAGAGUUUGGAAAAAUGUCACUGUUCAAGAAGAAGCCAUUGGCAGUGUGCAGUUCCUAGAGCUGGUCGAAAACGAUGCAGGAAUUCCAUGGUUACAGUGGGAAGUGUCCAAUGAAUGGGCCUAUUGUGUAAGCUCUUAUAAGGUGGAAGAGAACUACUAUGAUGCUGCGGAACAAAAAGAGAUGCGGAACAUUCUCGAGAAGCUUGUCGAAGAACCAAGUGUAACAUCCGUUCAGCUCACUGCUCCUGACGUUUGCUUCCUGAUGAAUGUCAGUGUCACCCCAAUUUCGAGGACCAAUGUUGCGGGACCAACGUCCUCCGUAGAUCUUCGUGGCCUUGUACAGCAGCUUAAUGUGCAGCAGAGCUCACCAGACUCGGUUACGAUGAGCUGGGAGCCACCGCAGUUUGUCUCGAAAUGUGUUACUCACUACCUGAUCUUUAUGAAUGGUCUUUCGGACCCUGUUGUUAAUACUUCCUCCAACCGGGUUCUAAUCUCUGAUCUGGAAUUAUGUAAAAAUUAUACCUUUGAAGUUGUAGCUGUCGGACAAAACCGGGUAAGGCAUUCGCCUUCGGGCGUGAGCAUCUUUUUGGACGAUCAUAUUUCCGCUGUUGAAUCCGUGUCGACUACACUCAAUACGAUUCGCUGGGAAGCACCUACUAGAGGAGCUGCGUGUGUCGCACAUUACUUGAUCACGCAAACUGAUCCAGAAACCGGAAGGUCACUGUUCAUUCAAACGGUUAAUGUAAGGCUCUUGGAUUUGGCGGCGUUUGAUAGUGUUGAGAAAACUACUGAAACCUGUGAAAUUCCAAUGAAUGUUGACAUAAUUCCGAUAUCUCAAAGCGGAAUGGAGGGCGAUUCUCGUAAAUUGGUACCAACUCUAGGCCCUGUCAGAGAAAUCCAGAUUGAUGAUACCGUUGAACGGCAGAUCAAAAUCCAAUGGCAGCCGCCGAAGCAUUGCGCAGAAUUUGUGAAAGGAUAUCGUGUGUCGUAUCUGGAUAAGAGUCUCUUGAAUGAGGCUGAUGAAACUUCCAUAAUAAUAACUGAAUUGGAUGCGUGUGUUAAGUACAAUUUCACGAUCACUCCGAUCGACACUGACGACGCGGACGGAAAACCGAGGAGUGUCUCUGCAACGGUUAAAGAAGAAAGCUUGAGUGCCGUGGUGGAUCUGAGCCUAGAAGAGGCAGAUUUCGGUCUCAGCGUCAAAUGGAAUCCCCCAGAGAAUGGAACCUACUGUGUCGCUCAUUAUCGUGUUGUGGCGUGGCUUCCAGAAAAGGAGGUCUUCUGGAAUGAGACCUCCGAUACACACGUAACACUGGCUGAGGUGAUGGCGUGUGCAACGUACCAUGUGCAGGUAAUUGCGGUCUCUAUAACCAGCAAGGAGUGUGGGCAUGAUACCGCGGAAAUCACCACUAAAGCAAGGGUUAUUAUGAAGCAUCACAUCCAGGUUGUCCGGUUGGUAAAUCACACGGCCCAUAGUUUGGAGCUACAAACUAGUCUUACAAGUGAGAAUAACAAUAUGUGCUCGUUGACGAUGGCACUGUUUAUCUGUCGGAUUGAGGGAGAGCAGCCCAAAGAGUUCACCGGAAGUUUAUUGAUCGAGGACCCGAAUGCAACGUACACGGGAGUGGUCACCUCACUGAAUCCGUACACCGAGUACAACUGCACCGCAAGGAUCGAGAACGCUGCUGGACUUUCCGAUGAACCCACUUCGAUCGAGUUCCGAACCGAUGAAGAUUUUCCAGAGCAACCCCGCAACCUGACGCUUAUCGGCGGAAGUCAUUCAAUAGAACUCAACUGGGAGCCUCCUCUGGUGAAGAACGGUAUCAUCACCCGAUAUCGGAUCCAUGUAAUAUCGAGCGGAGCCGAUUAUCCGAGGCCAAGUUACUGUGAACCGCUGGAGGAGUUUAGCGAAACUUUCGAUUAUUAUCACGAAGAAGAUGCAUCAAAGUUCGGAGGUCAUGGUGAACAGGGAUUGAAAUAUACUGUAGAACAUCUGAGACCAUUCAUCAAUUAUGUGGUCCAGAUAGCGGCGGCCACGAAAGCGGGGCUCGGUCCGUACACGGAGAUGUUAUCUGGGCGAACUUUUCCAGCCCAGCCUGACCCUGUUUACGAGUUCGCCGAAUAUAAUGUCACCCUGUCAGUUGUGGACGAGCCGUACAAUUCAUCUGUGUUUAUUUCCUGGUUCUUGCCGUGUUACCUAAAUGGUCAUCUUCGAAGCUUCAUGGGCCAGUUCAUUGGCUUUAGGGCAGGUUUGGAGCACGCACUGGACUGGAGCUUGACGAUUGCAGAUGGCGAGGUCAUUAGUGAUAAAUAUACUUUCGUAGAGCAUCGCUUGGAACCGGAGUUCCAAUACAAUGUUUCUAUUCUGGUGUUUGUAAAUGAUGUGGCCAACCAUAGCCACCCGAAGUUCCUUUCGUUCGAGUCACCAGCAGGAAUACCCGUGAUUAAAGAUGACAUCAAUUGGGGCACUGUGGACGUAAUGGAGGCCCCAAAUCCAACCCAAACGGCGAAGAUAAGUUUGUCGCAGGAUAUUUUCGACUCGCAGGUCGGAAGCAUACGACACGUGGCGUUGCUGCUUUCUGAGCGGCGCUGCCAGGCGGAUCCAAUUCCAAGCAGAAAUUUAUCCACUGGAUGGCCUGACCUGUUGUCUUGGUCGCAGGUAUUCGGUAUGCAUUGCACUGCUCAGUACCAGACGACACCACAAGAGUGGAGCCCCGUUCAGGUGGUUAGUACGAAUCAGCAGACCCGCGAACAAGCCCCAGUUGUGUAUGUUAUCGGAAACGAGACAUGCGAGGAUCGGCAAGGCUACUGCAACGGGCCUUUGAAACCCGGUACAGAGUAUGCGUUGGUUGUUAGGGUUUUCACCCAGAGUGGUUUUAGUGAUUCAGCUUUGCAAUUUUUUCAGACAGACUCUUUAAUCCAGCUAACCCUCAUCGUGGCCACAAUUUUCGUCUGCCUGCUGGUGGCAUUUAUGCUUGGAAUUAUAGUUCUUUGGCAUCAUCAUAAACUGGUGGCAGAUACGCAAGUUGCCGUUCGCUCGCCGAAUGAUGAACCAGCGGAUAUACCGCUGAAAAGUUUUUCCGGGAUUUAUGAGGAGUUGAUUCAAUCGAACAGGGAGAAAAUUAUGAAGGAAUAUCAAUCGAUCAACUAUUUUUCCGAACAGUUGCUCAAUGACCGUUUCUUCGUGGGAAAAGAAAACGAGAGAAAGAACCGAUAUCUGGGAAUUAUGCCGUACGAUGGUAAUCGCGUUCCGCUUGAUUUUGACGAUAUUGUGGGCGAUGAGGAUGAGGAAGUGAAUGAUUACAUUAAUGCGUCCUUUAUCGAUGGCUACAAGUACCAGCGGGAGUACAUCGCAACGCAGGGACCGAAAAAGGAGACAACAUUCGACUUUUGGCGUAUGAUUUUGCAGUACGAGGUGGAAUCGAUAGUCAUGCUGACGCAACUGGUGGAAAACGAUAAGAUUAAAUGCUAUCAGUAUUUUCCGCGCUACAACCAACAGGCAAGCUUUCGGGAUGUGACGAUCAAGUGCACCCAAGAGCUGAAUUUGACGUUCUACAAGAAGCGGCUGCUAAUGGUGACGAGAGGAAACAUCCGUAGAGCAGUCUUCCACUAUCAUUUCCUAGUGUGGCCAGACCACGGUUGCCCCGCUAGUCCGACGGAUUUGAUCCGAUUCAUCAAAGCGGUACGCUCGGAGCGAAAGAACCUCGCGCUGCCAGUCGUUGUUCACUGCAGUGCCGGAGUGGGUCGAACAGGGACAUUGAUUGCCCUCGAUAUCAUCAUUCAGCGAAUACAGCAGGAGAAAAAAAUCAACAUAUACGACACGGUGAAGCAGUUGCGCCGUCAGCGGGUCAAAAUGGUUCAGACUAGUGAUCAGUAUGCAUUUCUGUAUCAAAGUUGCUUAGAGUAUACUACAAGAAACGGUAGAAAAAAACCAAAGACCAGUAGUGAUGAGAUUAGUACCGAAAGCAGUUUGAGCAGCAGCGUUCCGAAUGGAAGUUUUCGGAAGCCACGAAUUAAAAUAAAAUUCCCUAAAUAUUUCCAGAGCGGGAUUUCGAAUGUCAAGACUUACGCACCGGACGACAUUGAGAAUCGCUCGUAGAAUCAGAGUGGAUACUGAAAAGUGAUAACCUUAAGACUAUAUAUUUGAAUUGAUGUCUGUGAAUUGAUACCUUAACUAGUCAUUUGAGUAAAAAAAUACGCACAAUGAUAAGAUUCAGUGGAAAAUCCGAUUUUAUUAGUAUUAUAUGUACAAUUUGAAAUACGUUUACUAACAGGAGAAAAUACAAUGUACACACUAGCCGGAAUUUAUUGCGCGGCGACUUGUCAGGUAAAUAUAAAUAGUUCACUAGAUGCCAAACUUAUCAC